This is a messenger RNA of Spodoptera exigua (beet armyworm), 2900 nucleotides long. NCBI's taxonomy places the organism in Eukaryota, Metazoa, Arthropoda, Insecta, Lepidoptera, Noctuidae. The record is from the annotation of a GenBank genome assembly.
CCUCAAUAAACUUUGUUUAAAUGCAUUGUACUACUGAAUUCUAGUGCAAAUUGUCGCCCACGACGUACAUAACUGUAUUUUGAUCAGGAGAUAAGUACACGCGUCGAAUUUAAGUUGGUAACGUUAGAAAAUACGCGUGUUAUCAUAUUUAUUGCUUUCAUGUACUAGGAAAAUAUGAUAAGGUGAAGAUCACGAACGAAUUACGUUGAAAUACACGCCACGCGCGUGUACAAUGUAAAAAGCGUUUGUAUCGAGUAAAUUUAGCUCGGCAGGUCGAUCACUCAAAGCCCUACGUCACCCGCGCAAGCGUUCCGUCGACUCAGCUGUAAGAUCAGUGACCUCGAGAAAAAACCACGCUAUCAUGCGUGACCCUAACCUAAAUACAAACAUUUCAUACUUUUCAGACCCUUUCAUACAUACUAUAACUUACUUACCUGUAGAAAACGAGCCGUUACUCACUGUCACGCGGGAAAUCCCACACUACAAAGCGAAAGUGGCCACAGUGACGCCGCGGGCCACAAUCGAAGUUUCAUCAUCUUUUUCCACUGUAUUUCACCGACACAACACACUUUAUGCACUUAUUUGGUAAUUGAAACGCGUGCUAACGACAAUUACACUACUAAAAACACUUUUAGUUAGCAUGUUAUACGCACUUUAAGCACAUGACUCGACAAAAACAUUGAGCUGAAAACACCACAUUUUGAAAAAGGAUACACUUGAAGCCUCUGUCCCAUGUCCUGUAUUAAAUUCGCGGCCUGCUGCCGAUAUGCCAAUUCUUUAUCUGCAUCUAAACCGCAUUUUCUGCUUGGAGAACUGAGCAAUUGUUCUUUUGUAAAAUACCAUUUUUCUUGCCCACCAGCCAUUGAGCGGAUAUUCCGACUGCGCGCGAGAAAGCACGACGGAGAGCAGAGCUCCGUCUAAGUGCGUGAGUGGGAAAGGGAUAGCGCUAUGACAGCGGCGACCGGACGUAGACCACGUUAACAUUUGAGAGAUUUAAAACUUGUAAUUUAACAUUUUGAAUGUACAACACUGAUAUUUAUCACUAAUUAACAACUAAAAAUAAACUUGGUUUUUUUAAAAGUCCAAAUCAAUUAUAUAACACUGGAGAAAAAUUCGUCACAACACAAAUUCUUGGUAGGUAUUCUUAAACGGACGCCAUUGUAAAACUUGGUGGUCAACGCAGUAAGGUCUCCGGUGACAGAAUGCGGAUCUGCAACAAUCACAGUUAAUCCGUCAACUUCAGCCAUGUCGCAGCCUCCAGGCAAAGUGAUCCAUCUUCCAAAAGUCAGGAUGCUUAGUCGCGGCGGUAGAGUGUCGUCUGGAGUACGCAUCACCAAUGUGAAGUCAAUUAAACCACCAGACCCUGAGAUUCUGAAGAAACAGGAAGAGGAGAAGCUUAGAGCUCAGCUUCAGAAGGAAAUUGUGUCCCGAUCCCGUCUCUGCGCUAACAAAAGCUACGAAUGCCUUCUACCAGUGAUAUCUGGGCGUCAGUACUGCUACCGGCAUAUCACAAGAGAUCCAACAGCUCCAUAUAGACAAUGCAACCAUACCUUCAGCAAUGGAGAGCGGUGUAAUAUGCCCGCUCCCAUAGACUCCAGAGACCAUAGGGAUCCAGGCUUAUGUUUCGAACAUGCCCGCGCGGCGCUGUACGCCCGGCAGCGCAGCGCAGCCGCCCCACCCCCAGUCGUCACCACGGAGACUCUUCUAAACCAACUACAGCAUUAUGUUAAGCCGGAACGUCCUCGCACAACGUCCUGUGCAUCAUCAGUGUCGGUCGUCAGCGAUCCUGCUGAACAGGAACAGGCUGAACCACAGGUCGUUGAUCCCUUCAAACAACUAGACGCGACAUCAAUAAACAAUGCGUACGCUACGUCAAUGAUGGAAUGCGCCAGUUGUAGCGAUAGUGAUGGGGAGAGCGUGACCUUGGGCCCCGGCGGGGAUUGUCGCGCGGGGGACCACGAGGACCUCUCCGAUACUGAGGACGCGCCGUGCGAGGAGUUGCCACUAUGGAAAGCCGGAGUCUACACAGCUGAAGAAGCAGUAUCUGUAGCCAAAACGUGCCUGAAAUUGUUACAAUCUGCGUAUAUAAAGCAAAUGUCAAGACUCAGAGUCUUGCUACAAACAGCUAGACUGAAUUACCUUAGAGAUAUGAAAGCGGAGAAGGAACAGUAUUGUAGCAUAAACGCACAAUCCCGAAGCGGUCCACUAACGGUACGUGAGCGGAGACAGCUGCGCAAGUUAAAGGCGUUCGCCAGCUACCACAGGAAGCAUGGACAGGACGCCGUGCUAGCUAGGAAAUUGCAUCGGAAGCGGGAUAAGCUAAGCAGUGCAUCAUCAGGCACGCGUCCGCUCCCCUCGCAGGCUCGCUGCACGUUCGCCGAGGGCGGCGUGCGAUGUCCCGCGCCCGUGUUACCGGCCGCACGCCACUGUCUCAAGCAUAUAUUGCAUGAUACAAACCAGGUGUUAUUUGCGCCAUGCGGCGAUACCCGCGGCGUAGCGUCGUGUCGGGAACCGGUCGCUAAGCUCCCUCUACCGUCGACAGCGUGUCGCUACCAUACCGACCCGCCUGUCUAUACUGUGUUCAAUUUAAAGAAAGACGGAUCGGACACAGAAUCUGAACCACAAUCAUCAUCAGACGAAUCUCACGUCGACGAGGCAGACGCGUCAACGGACGACCGCGUCGCUAUCCAAGAGUUGGAAGAGGUCGAAAUGACUUCUUUCAUACCCCAGGAACUGACGGACGAAUGACGAAUAGCCGAACUGGUUUACCAAAUGUAUGAGGACUUUGGACAGUGAAAGACAGUGAAAAAGUGAUUAAAAGUAUUCCUAUUAUGUGGUACUCAUAACAGUGAAAAGCGAAUGUUACCUUUAUGGGUAAAAACGUGUGUUGUGUUUGUGUU